AUGGCACCCUCAAUAUCUCAUCCUUUACCUGACCAUCCCGAGUUUUCUGUAAUCAAAUAUGCAGGUUGUCGGGAGUACCGAGUACGGAACCGACGCGUCCUCGCAACUUUGGCUCAACUGCUUCCACAUGUCUACUCUUACCCUCUCAUCGUCAUCAUCCUCCUUUUCUUAGCCAAACAAACCUUCCUGACAAUUCUUUAUGAAUCUGUUAUUUUGUUGCCCCCACACGGAAUCCAACUUGAGACACAUCGAGGGUUUCCGGGAUUGGGGUCGCUCUUUUCGAGCAAACACUUUAUUUCUUCAACCACGCUUGAAGAUAUUAUUAUCAACGAAGGUCUCAGUGGAUGGAAUGUGCUUUACUAUCUAGCCAUGGUGAAGAAGACCAUGUCUUCAGGGUCAGGGAUGGACGUUGCUUUCCAGGUGCGAGUACUUCCCUCUGUACCCUUGACAUUGUUAACACUAGCUUAG
Psilocybe cubensis is the source of this 468-nucleotide messenger RNA. RefSeq lists its product as uncharacterized. The coding region runs from base 1 to 468 and encodes 155 amino acids. The record is from RefSeq and is a predicted model, not a curated record. The transcript is spliced from 4 exons. Gene Ontology annotation, cellular component: glycosylphosphatidylinositol-N-acetylglucosaminyltransferase (GPI-GnT) complex. Gene Ontology annotation, biological process: GPI anchor biosynthetic process. NCBI's taxonomy places the organism in Eukaryota, Fungi, Basidiomycota, Agaricomycetes, Agaricales, Agrocybaceae.